GGCGCAGGCCGCAAGUCGACUGACCCCGCCGGGCCCAACCUAACCAAACUCGAGACGGGGACGCCACGCCUCCCUCCCACGCGGUCGCGACCCAUGGAGGAGGAGAUCGCCGCCGACGACCUCUUCCUCGACGCCGCCGCCGACCACCACCCCGCCGGCUUCUCCUCUUCCUCCUCCUCCUACUUCGCCUCCUUCUCCGAGGUGGUCGAGGAGGAGGACGAGGAGCGCCACCCCCACCCCCACCACCGCCUCCUCCUCGACGACGACGCGGCGGGGUUCGACCACGACGAAACCCUAGCCGCCCCCGCGCCCGCCCCGGGCUCCCCGUUCUCCUUCGCCUCCGACCCCGACCCCGACCCCGACAUCGACCUCGAGCUCCGCCUCUCCUCCCGCUCCCCUCCCUUCUGGGACUGCCUCGAGGACGACCUCGCCGACGAGGAGAUGGUCGGGGGCGGAUUCGAGUGGGAGGAGAUCGCCGACGCCGCUGUCCCUGCCCCCGGAGCCGUCGCUGCUGGUGGUGGUGGUGGUGGUGGAGGAGGAGAUGGGGGCCUUGUUGGGGACGGCGACGUGUUCGGGUUCCUCGACGAGAGGGAGAUCCUCGGCGCGAUGGAGGGGCUCGACAGCGGCGACGACGAAUCGGGGUUCUCCGACGAGCCGUUCGACUUCGGCGACGAGGGGGACGACAUAGGGGACAUCUUCCGGAGCGUGGGGUGGGAGGUGCUCCCGGUGCCGCUGGACGAGGACGACUUCGAGGUGCUGCCGGGGCACGUCGCGGACGCCGCGGCGGGAGGGGCGCCCCCCGCGGCGCGCGCGGCGGUGGAGCGGCUCCAGGUGGUGGCGGUCGGCGGCGGCGGGGAGGAGGCGGCGGCGGCGUCGCGGGGUUGCGCUGUGUGCAAGGACGGGAUCGCGCAGGGGGAGCUCGCCACGCAGCUGCCGUGCGCGCACUUGUACCACGGGGCGUGCAUCGAACCGUGGCUCGCCAUCCGGAACUCGUGUCCGGUGUGCCGUUACGAGCUGCCCACCGAUGACCCCGAGUACGAGAAGCGGCGGGUGAAGCGGCGUUCUUCUGGUGACUCCGUGGCGCAAUUGGGUACUCCUAUGCAAAUUUGAGCUAGGAUUGCUUGGUGAUAUGUGUUGGUUGCAAUUCCGUGGAAUUGAGAAACUUCACUCUCUAACUGCUCAUUGGGAUGCUUCGAGAGUGUCAUACCUCUUUGAUCUCAAAACUUUUUAGUGCGUAGCUGUCAUGAUUGGUAAUUGAACGGUAAGAACAAUUGCUAGAAUUUAGAACUGCUGUAAAUACGUUGUGCUGCUCCAAUAAUACAGAAAAUUGUUUCAAUGUUUCCCCAGAA
Messenger RNA from Oryza sativa Japonica Group (Japanese rice), 1349 nucleotides. RefSeq lists its product as uncharacterized. Gene Ontology annotation, cellular component: cytoplasm. Gene Ontology annotation, biological process: protein ubiquitination. NCBI's taxonomy places the organism in Eukaryota, Viridiplantae, Streptophyta, Magnoliopsida, Poales, Poaceae. The record is from RefSeq and is a predicted model, not a curated record. Gene Ontology annotation, molecular function: ubiquitin protein ligase activity.